AUGUCUGCUCGGCAACCACCAUGGUCUCCACCGACCCCGAAGACGGAGGAGCCUGUACUGAAGGUGUACAAUUCGCUGACACGGACGAAAACUGAGUUCGUGCCCUCUGAGGGGCGGCAUGUAAAGUGGUACAAUUGCGGUCCUACCGUUUACGAUGCAUCGCAUAUGGGCCAUGCUAGGAACUACGUCACGCAGGACAUCCUCAGGCGGAUCAUGACGGAUUACUUCGGAUACGACGUUCACUUUGUUAUGAACAUUACAGACAUCGAUGACAAAAUUAUCCUACGUGCACGGCAAACACAUUUGGUGAACGUAUUUCGCGCGGAGACCACAGCUCUGUCUCCGACUCUAAUAGACCAAGUACAAGAAGCUUGGGCCGCGUACCUAGACUCGAAGGUCGGUAAAGGGAUAUCAGAAGCGGAACGUCCGAGUAAAGGGAAAGAGAGAGAAACAUGGCCGCAAAUUGUAGAGCAAUUCAACAACAAGACGUGGCGGCAAGACGGCCUGAAACGGGAUGAGAAGUUCGAAAUGCACUUCUUUGCCGCGAAUCGUGCAUAUUCUGCGCUUUUAGCAGCGGAAGAAUCCCUCAAGUCCGGUGCUACCGGGCAGGACGUCGCUCAUACACUCAUAGAUGAAUCUAGGGAUAUCCUAGCAAUAUCAUUAGACAAACAGUACGGAAGCUCCAUAACAGACCAUUCAAUAUUUCGGUCCCUCUCCUCUUACUGGGAAGGCAAGUUCUUCGAGGACAUGCGCCGCCUACGCGUGCGUGAUCCAGACACGCUCACACGCGUGACUGAGUACGUUCCCGAGAUCGUGUCAUUUGUUGCAGGGAUCGUCCAGAACGGGUACGGCUACGUAGUCGACGGCAGCGUGUACUUCGACACGCGCGCGUUCGACAAGGCAGAUAAUCACCACUAUGCCAAACUAGAACCAUGGAGCAAGGGCAAUAAGGAGCUGCUAGAAGAGGGCGAAGGCGCACUGUCCGUAGCAACGGGGCGCCGCUCGGGGGCCGACUUCGCGCUGUGGAAGGCGUCGAAGCCCGGUGAGCCUUCGUGGCCGUCCCCAUGGGGCGAUGGCCGUCCCGGGUGGCAUAUUGAGUGCUCUGUGAUGGCCUCUGCGGUGUUCGGUGACAAUAUGGACAUCCACUCCGGGGGUGUUGACCUUGCAUUCCCGCACCAUGACAAUGAGAUGGCACAGUCAGAAGCCUACCACGAAUGCGGGGCAUGGGUAAACUAUUUCCUACAUACUGGGCAUUUACACAUCGAGGGGCUCAAGAUGAGCAAGUCUUUGAAGAAUUUCAUCACCAUAGACGAGAUUCUCCAAAAAUAUACAGCGCGACAACUCCGCCUGGCCUUCCUGACACAAACUUGGAAUGCGAAGGUCGACUUCUCGGAGUCACUCAUGACCGGUGAAGUGCGAAAUUUGGAGUCGACCCUGAACAACUUCUUCACGACGGUCAGAGCUCGCAUAAGCCGGGCUCAGGUGGACGGCCCGCAUCUAGAUGGAAAGAAUCAGUACCAGCAAGCGGAACGUGAGACAACCAACGCUUUCCAUCACAGCCAGAGGGCGUUCCGGGAAGCGUUAUGCGACUCAUUUAACACCUCAGAGGCGCUGAACGUCCUUCGCGACCUGGUCUCGCGCACCAACGUGUACAUCAACUCGCGCGGCACGAAUCUCGACGUAAGCGUUGUGGAGCGGAUCGCGCGUUGGGUGGGUCAGAUGCUACGCAUGUUUGGGCUGGGCGAGGGCAAGCCCUUCGAGAUCGGUUGGGGCCAGGAGCGUGAGGGGGUGGAAGUAAUCGUGAACCGCGAGGAAAUUCUUAUGCCUUAUCUGCGGACGCUCUCGUCCUUCCGGGAUGGUGUGCGAAAGCUCGCGAUUGCGAAGGGCGACGAGGCCCUCCAGGACAUCCUGGCGCUCUCUGACAAACUCCGAGACGUCGAUCUCGUACCCUUGGGCGUUGCAUUGGAUGAUCAGGAAGAUGGCAAGGCGUUGGUUAAGUUGGUUUCCCCUGAAGACCUGAUGAAGGCCCGCGACGAGAAACGAGUCCAGGCCGAGGCGAAGGCGGCGAAGAAGGCCGCGGCAGUGGAAGCCGAGCGACAGAAGCGACUGCAGAAGUUUGAGAGAGGUCGUGUGCCUCCGGAACUUAUGUUCAAAUCUCCAAACGUGCCUGAGGGCAGCUACGGGAGUUGGGAUGAGGCCGGCCGUCCGCUGACUGACGGAAAGGGCAAGGAGUUGAGUAAGAACCAAGGGAAGAAGGUUCAGAAAGAGUGGGCGCUGCAGAAAACACUGCACGAAGAGUUCCUCGAGUGGCAGAAGUCUAAGCCACAGUGA
Messenger RNA from Sparassis crispa, 2331 nucleotides. RefSeq names its product Cysteine--tRNA ligase. The transcript has 13 exons. The record is from RefSeq and is a predicted model, not a curated record. Bases 1 to 2331 code for a protein of 776 amino acids. Lineage: Eukaryota; Fungi; Basidiomycota; Agaricomycetes; Polyporales; Sparassidaceae. Gene Ontology annotation, cellular component: cytoplasm. Gene Ontology annotation, biological process: cysteinyl-tRNA aminoacylation. Gene Ontology annotation, molecular function: ATP binding; cysteine-tRNA ligase activity.